Molecule: messenger RNA, 549 nt
Organism: Cooperia oncophora
Lineage: Eukaryota; Metazoa; Nematoda; Chromadorea; Rhabditida; Trichostrongylidae
Source: the annotation of a GenBank genome assembly
AUGGCCCAUUUCAUCACACCGAUCGAUAUACCUGGUAUUGUGAAAGAUUUCCAAAGAAUUGUGGUUGAUUUGAAAGAAAGUGACAAGAUCAAUCGUUCACUGUCUUAUGCACAUCGUGUCGCCGAUGUUAUCCAGAGGAGGUGUGGUGAUACAGCAAUGGGCCAUGUUCCCGGCCAAGAUUUAGAGGAGCACAAGAAGAAAAGGAACAGACAGCUGCGUGACUUUAAUGGGAAUCGCCAACUGCGACAGCUUUAUGAAGACUCACAAUGGACUCUGCAUCUAGUGAUGGAAGCACACCGUAGGUUAAUGGAGGCAACUUUCGGGAAAGAUAAUGAUUUGGCUGUGUCAAGAAGGCGAAGCGAAGAAGAGAUGGAAAAUAUCAAACAAGGGUUCUAUUUCAAUGCUGCACGGAUGACAAAAGCGGUUCAUGACGUUUUUGAGCAUGAAAAGGCAAUGUCAGGAAAGAUUCAGAAGAGAAUGGAAGAACUUCGGGUGAGGAAUGAAAUACUCCGAUGUAUUUUGGAUAGCGAAGCCGGAGCUGAUAUUUAA